CCGUCCAGUACUAAUGAUACCGUCGUUUGUUCAUCUGUGGCAACCAGGGCCAGACGUCUGUCAGGUCGGGAGGACAAGGGCAAGAGAGAAGUGACAGAGAAGCAGCAGCAGCAGCAGUAGUCAGGGAACUACCCCGUCCUCAGCUUUACACUUAAUUACCAACGGCCCCAAGGAUAACUCGAGUUUUUCAGGGAGCUGAAAGUAACGGCACGAUGAUGAUGACCCAGGUGGAGACCACGGUGCGCUACGACAACGGCUACGAGGAGCAGUACAUGAUGCAGGAGGAUGAGUGGGACAGGGACAUGCUGCUGGACCCUGCGUGGGAACAACAGCAGAGGAAAACCUUCACAGCCUGGUGUAACUCCCACUUGAGGAAAGCUGGUACUCAGAUUGAAAACAUUGAAGAGGACUUCAGGAAUGGACUAAAACUCAUGCUGCUGCUGGAAGUUAUCUCAGGAGAGAGGUUACCCAAGCCAGACAGAGGGAAGAUGCGGUUUCACAAGAUCGCUAACGUCAACAAAGCGUUGGAAUUCAUCACAAGUAAAGGAGUGAAACUGGUGUCCAUUGGGGCUGAAGAGAUUGUGGAUGGGAAUGUAAAGAUGACCCUUGGAAUGAUUUGGACUAUCAUCCUCCGCUUUGCCAUUCAGGACAUAUCUGUGGAAGAAACAUCUGCCAAGGAAGGUCUCCUCCUGUGGUGUCAAAGAAAGACUGCGCCCUAUAGGAAUGUGAAUGUCCAAAACUUCCAUGUCAGCUGGAAGGAUGGCCUGGCCUUCUGCGCCCUGAUUCAUAGACACAGACCCGACCUCCUCGACUACUCUAAGCUCAACAAGGAUGAUCCUCUGGGGAACCUGAACCUGGCUUUUGACAUAGCCGAGAAACACCUGGACAUUCCCAAAAUGCUGGACGCAGAAGAUAUCAUCAACACCCCCAAACCCGACGAGAGAGCUAUCAUGACCUACGUGUCCUGCUUCUACCAUGCGUUUGCUGGAGCCGAGCAGGCGGAGACGGCUGCAAACAGGAUCUGUAAGGUGCUCGGUGUAAACCAAGAGAAUGAGAAACUGAUGGAGGAGUAUGAGAGGCUGGCCAGUGAGCUGCUGGAGUGGAUCCGUCGCACCACUCCCUGGCUGGAAAAUCGAACCCCAGAGAAGACCAUGGCAGAGAUGCAGCGGAAGCUGGAGGACUUCAGAGACUACAGACGCCAGCACAAGCCCCCCAAGGUGCAGGAGAAGUGCCAGCUGGAAAUUAACUUCAACACCCUGCAGACCAAGUUGCGCAUCAGCAAUCGCCCUGCCUUUAUGCCCUCUGAGGGGAAGAUGGUAUCUGACAUAGCCAGUGCAUGGCAGGGCCUGGAGCAGGCAGAGAAAGGCUACGAGGAGUGGCUUCUUACAGAGAUCCGCAGGCUCGAGAGGCUGGACCACCUGGCAGAAAAGUUUCGCCAAAAAGCCACCAAUCAUGAGAACUGGGCCAGUGGUAAAGAACUGAUUCUCUCCCAGAAGGACUACGAAACGGCAACCCUGACAGAAAUCAGAGCAUUGCUUCGAAAACACGAGGCCUUCGAGAGUGACUUGGCAGCCCACCAGGACAGAGUGGAGCAGAUUGCUGCCAUUGCUCAGGAACUAAAUGAGCUUGACUACCAUGACGUUGCUGCUGUAAACCAACGCUGUCAGAGCAUCUGUGACUUGUGGGACAAGCUGGGAACCCUGACUCAGAAGAGGAGAGAAUCACUGGAGCGCACAGAUAAGUUGCUGGAGACUAUUGAUCAGUUGUUCCUGGAGUUUGCCAAGAGGUCAGCCCCUUUCAACAACUGGAUGGAAGGAGCCAUGGAGGAUCUGCAGGACAUGUUCAUAGUCCAUACGAUUGAAGAGGUCCAGAGUCUAAUCGCAGCUCAUGAGCAGUUCAAAGCCACUCUACCCGAGGCGGAUGCAGAGAGACAGGCCAUCUUGGGAAUCCACAAUGAGGUGCUGAAAAUUUCCCAGAGCUACGGGAUCAAGGCCAACAUCGUCAACCCUUACAGCACCAUCACAACUGAGGAGCUUCUCAACAAGUGGGAAAAGGUGAAGAAGCUGGUUCCUCAGAGAGACGGUUCCCUCCAGGAGGAGAUGGCACGCCAGCAUGCCAAUGAAAGGCUGAGACGGCAGUUUGCUGCCCAGGCUAAUCUCAUUGGACCCUGGAUACAGACCAGGAUGGAGGAAAUUGGGCGCUGCUCCCUGGAGAUAGGAGGGACCUUGGAGGACCAGAUGACGCAGCUGAAGCAAUGUGAACACGUCAUUGUUGCUUACAAACCCAACAUUGACAAAUUGGAGGGAGACCACCAGCUAAUCCAAGAGUCGCUUGUGUUUGAUAACAAACAUACCAACUACACUAUGGAGCACAUCCGUGUUGGGUGGGAACUGCUCCUCACAACCAUCGCCCGAACCAUCAAUGAAAUAGAGACCCAGAUCCUGACCCGAGACGCCAAGGGCAUCAGCCAGCAGCAGAUGAAUGAGUUCAGAUCCUCUUUUAACCACUUUGACAGGAAGAAGAAUGGAGCAAUGGAAACGGAUGACUUCAGAGCCUGCCUUAUCUCAAUGGGUUAUGACUUGGGAGAGGUGGAGUUUGCCCGUAUUAUGAUUCUGGUGGAUCCCAAUGGCACUGGGAUUGUCUCCUUCCAGUCUUUCAUUGACUUUAUGACCAGAGAGACUGCUGAUACAGAUACUGCUGAGCAGGUUGUGGCAUCCUUCCGGAUCCUGGCAGCUGAUAAGCCCUACAUACUUGUGGAUGAGCUGAGGAGAGAACUUCCCCCUGAGCAAGCAGAGUAUUGCAUCAUGAGGAUGCCACCUUACGCCGGCCCUGGAGCACCACCAGGGGCACUAGACUACGCUGCCUUCUCCACUGCCCUCUACGGAGAGAGUGACCUUUAACCUGACCAGAACACCUUUUAAAUCUACUGCCCGUUUACCUGUCCCUACCCUGCCCUCUAUCGAUUCAUGAAAUUAAGGAAUCAACAAUGCAAGGUGGAUCAAAUAUGUUGAAUUAAAUGAAAGUUUUUAUUGAUUAGUUUUCUGACACAGUAGUCUGUCUGCAAUUAUGCCGAGCAUUGUCAUGUUACUUGGUAUUCUUCCUGUGUCCUCUUGGGUAAAAGAUGCCUCCUAAAGAAAUAGAAGCUGCCCUGAUCAAAUUAUAUAGAGAAACAAUGCAAUUUACUGUAUAACUUGUGUGUAAUGGUAUUUGAGCAGACAGUGUGAUUCUACAAUUAAAGUAAAAGGAAGAGACAAAAUACAUAUUACCUGAUAAUACACCAAUGGAGAACUUGUAUUUCAGUAGUUUAUCAAUUGAAGAUAACAGUCCUAUUUUGUUUAGAGUGUUGCGUAUUGUUUUCCAUAUUUCCUCACAAUGCCUUUUGUUUUGGGAAUAAAAUGUUCUGAUAAGGCAUUUUGAGAUGGUUACAGUUUGCAAAAGCAAUUUCAGACCUACUGCCAUCCAUCAAUAAACAGUGGGUUCCCAAAAGGCCAAAAAUAUGCAGCACCAGCAGUGAAAAAAUGGAAAAAACACAUGAAUGCAAAAGUAAAUGUUUACAAUUGCUCGGUGCUUUAAAAGGUACAAAACCCAGAAGACUAAAUGUGUCGUAUUCAUGAGUAAUGCAAAAAACAUUUUCUCUGGCAGCGACAAAUAUGCUAAUGCUUACAUGUGCCUAGAAAUGCCUUAUUUGUCAGUGCCGAAAAGCAGUGCACAUGACCAUAAAAAUCAAAUGUAGCAGCAAGGUGAGCCCUCACUGAUGUCAUCGGUGGUAAAUUAACAAUAGGAGUGUAUUAGGCUGUGGUGUACAUCUAAAGCCUUUAUUUACAUUUUAUUCUCAUUUGUGUUCUGAGGUAAGCUUCAGUAGAUACAAGGGAUCUUCUUGUCUGCAUAUCUGCUUUUUUUUAAUACAUGUAGGGGAAACCACCUCUGUUAUGGUCACAUGUCUUUGAUAUGUAUGUUUGAGAACAUCUGUGCUCAUUUUGUGAACCAUAGUGUCUUUGUUUUUUAGACAUUCUAGGUACAUGUAAGCACUUUGUAGUUGUUCCUGCUUCAGGAAAUGUUAAAAACAUAUGUAUAAAUCCCAUAUUUAGUCAUGUAUGCCUUUAAUAUGUGUGCUGGCUAAAUAUGUUUACACUGUUCCCUACUUGUUGACACAUUUGAAGUCCUGUUGUUAGUGCAAUAACCGGUCCCGCCGUGCUGAUUCCUCAGUCGUCCUCAUCAUCCACCUACUUUGGCUGCAUAUUUCCUGUAACUGUACUCAUGUUCUAUGUUGUUUGAGCAUGUAAUGAAGAAACGGUAAAGAAUUUCCACACUGCCAAACACAAAAAUAUACAGUGGUGGCGAUGCUUUAACAACAAUGUGCUGCUCAUGACUCUUGAUACCAACGAUGAAGAUUACUUGGUAAAGAUUUCACCCUUGAAUUUUCUGAGAAGAGGGUCACUGGCCACUUCACACAGCCUCAACUCAGAUCACACACUAUUAUUUUCAUACUCUGUAAGAUGCAAGUAAACCCUUUACAAGACAUUUUUACUGUAAUUCCCGUUGACACACAUUUUUGGUUAAAAAGAAACUUUGAUUUGUUGUAUUUUGGUAAGAAAACGAAGGUUCUCAUUCAGUACUUACACCUUGAAAAGAUUUGCUGGCUCUGUUAUCUAAUUCAGUACUUUGGGGUAAUGGAUUAAUUAAAUAAACAGUUUGUGACUAAUUGAACCCUUUA
Molecule: messenger RNA, 4714 nt
Organism: Stegastes partitus (bicolor damselfish)
Lineage: Eukaryota; Metazoa; Chordata; Actinopteri; Pomacentridae
Gene: actn2b
Product: actinin, alpha 2b
Exons: 21
Coding region: 213-2900 (895 amino acids)
Molecular function (GO): protein binding; calcium ion binding
Source: RefSeq, a predicted model, not a curated record